Syzygium oleosum is the source of this 867-nucleotide messenger RNA. RefSeq lists its product as uncharacterized. The transcript has a single exon. The record is from RefSeq and is a predicted model, not a curated record. The coding region runs from base 1 to 867 and encodes 288 amino acids. NCBI's taxonomy places the organism in Eukaryota, Viridiplantae, Streptophyta, Magnoliopsida, Myrtales, Myrtaceae.
AUGGAGGGGGCAGCGAGAAUCAUCAGGCGAUCAGUUCACAGUUUCCUCAAGAACAUCGACUCCUUCAACGCCCCUGUUCUGCUUCUGCUCCCUUACUCUGCAUCGCUGCUCCUCUCUCGCUCCCUCUUCCCGGCGACCAACACCACUUCGCUUUCCCUUCGGCAAUCCCUCCUUCGCACCAUCUUUAGCUUCGUGCUCGCUCUCACCUUCCUCGCCAUGGCGAAAUCCCGCGUCAUACAAGCCCUGGCGAAUCGCCACGGCUCGUCCCUCUCGUCUUCCUUCCCUCUCUACAGACGCCUCGUGAAGCUCCAGCUCCUGCACACGUCGCUGGCGCUCGCGGCCGACGCGAUGGCUUCCGUCCCGCACGGGUUCUUCUCGAGCGGCCGCGGGAACCUCCUCGCGUUAACGACCCGGACAGUCUCUUACGCGAUCGCCGCCAACCUGUCCGCCGUGUGCGACGUCGCUCUCGCCGUCGCGGGGAUCGAGAAUUGCUCCGCUACCGAGGCGAUCCGCAAGGCUUGCUCGCUGAGGCGCAGGGAAUCGGCGGCUCUGUUGAUCGCUCUGCCUCACUAUCUCUGCCUCGCCGCCGUCGAAGCCCUGUUUCGGUUCCGAUACCGGUCGGUGAUGGAGGGUCGAAGCGGCGAGAGGCCUUACCUGGCCAUGGCUUCGGAAGGGGUGGUGAUCGCUUGGUUGUAUUCGGUCGUCGUAGUCUUGGACACGAUCGCUUGUGGCCUGUACGUGAAGAGCCACGGGUCGAGUUCUCGCGCAGACGAAGGAGCUAAUCGUGGUCACAGCACAGCGAACGUGAACAAUGACCGUGAUGACGAUGAUCGGUGCGGGCACGGGAAGAUGGCAGACAUGGCGUGA